This is a messenger RNA of Ricinus communis (castor bean), 11400 nucleotides long. Its product is annotated as E3 ubiquitin-protein ligase UPL2. The transcript has 17 exons. Bases 199 to 11250 code for a protein of 3683 amino acids. Lineage: Eukaryota; Viridiplantae; Streptophyta; Magnoliopsida; Malpighiales; Euphorbiaceae. The record is from RefSeq and is a predicted model, not a curated record. Gene Ontology annotation, biological process: proteasome-mediated ubiquitin-dependent protein catabolic process; protein polyubiquitination; positive regulation of protein catabolic process. Gene Ontology annotation, molecular function: protein binding; ubiquitin-protein transferase activity.
AACAACACAAACAAACAUAACCCAAUACAACCCCACCUCCCCCUUCUUCCUCUUCCUUCUUUCUUCCUUCUUCUUCCUUUUCCUCUCUCUCUCUCUACAGUCUUAGUCUUCGGAAUCGGAUGUGUAUGCAUCCAUCGCUUAUCUAUCUCUCCUUUAUCAGUAGUAGUAGUAGUAGUUGAAAGUAAAAGAAAGAAGUCGAUGGCUACUAUAAGAUCGAGCUUGCCUUCUAGGCUUCGUCAACUUUUGUCUGGUGAAAGCGUUAUCGGCCCUUCUAUUAAACUUGACUCUGAGCCUCCUCCUAAAAUUAAAGCAUUUAUUGACAAAGUGAUCCAAAGUCCUUUGCAAGAUAUAGCGAUACCCCUUUCUGGCUUUCGGUGGGAGUACAGUAAGGGGAACUUUCAUCAUUGGAGACCUUUGUUUCUACACUUUGAUACUUAUUUCAAGACAUACUUGUCUAGUAGAAAUGACCUCCUCUUGUCAGAUAAUAUUUCAGAAAAUGACUGUCCAUUUCCAAAGCAUGCAGUUCUACAAAUAUUACGAGUGAUGCAAAUAAUUUUAGAGAAUUGCCACAAUAAAAGUUCAUUUGAUGGCCUAGAGCAUUUCAAGCACCUUCUAGCAUCAACAGAUCCUGAAGUUCUUAUAGCUACAUUGGAAACGCUUGCAGCACUAGUGAAAAUCAACCCUUCUAAACUGCAUGGGAAUGGGAAGUUGGUUGGGUGUGGUUCGGUAAACAGCUUUCUUUUGUCCCUUGCACAAGGCUGGGGAAGCAAGGAGGAGGGCUUGGGCUUGUAUUCUUGUGUUAUGGCUAAUGAGAGAAGUCAGGAGGAAGGAUUGUCUUUGUUCCCAUCUGAGGUAGAAAACGAGCAUGAUAAGUCACAAAACCGGAUUGGUUCCACCCUAUAUUUUGAAUUGCAUGGUCUCAAUGCCGAAAGUGCUGGGGAUAGUGGCAUUGCAAAUUGUUCUAACUUGAGAGUUAUACACAUGCCAGAUCUGCAUUUACGGAAGGAAGAUGAUCUUUUAUUAAUGAAACAGUGCAUUGAGCAGUACAAUGUGCCCCCUGAUCUGCGGUUCUCAUUGCUGACCAGAAUUAGAUAUGCCCGGGCUUUUCGUUCUCCCAGAAUAUGCAGGCUGUACAGCAGGAUUUCUCUCCUUGCAUUCAUUGUGCUUGUUCAGUCUAGUGAUGCUAAUGAUGAACUUACAUCCUUUUUUGCUAAUGAGCCUGAGUAUACAAAUGAGCUGAUUAGAAUUGUUCGGUCAGAGGAGACUGUUCCUGGAAUUAUUAGAACUCUUGCAAUGCUUGCCUUAGGAGCUCAGUUAGCUGCUUAUUCUGCAUCUCAUGAGCGGGCAAGGAUUCUGAGUGGAUCUAGUAUCAGUUUUGCUGUGGGGAACCGAAUGAUUCUCCUUAAUGUGCUUCAGAGGGCUGUUUUAUCUUUGAAAAAUUCUAGUGAUCCAUCUUCUCUUGCCUUUGUUGAAGCUCUUCUUCAAUUCUAUUUGCUCCAUAUUGUUUCAUCAUCAGCUUCAGGUAGUAACGUUAGGGGCUCAGGAAUGGUGCCUACAUUUUUACCUCUUUUGGAAGAUUCAGAUCCCAAUCACAUGCACCUCGUUUAUUUGGCUGUCAAAGCCCUUCAAAAGCUCAUGGAUUACAGUAGUUCAGCUGUGUCGUUGCUUAGGGAAUUAGGGGGAGUAGAACUUUUGGCUCAAAGAUUACAGAUAGAAGUACAUAGAAUUAUUGGCUCAUCUGGGGAGAAUGAUAAUUCAAUGGUCAUUGGUGAAUGCUCAAGAUACAAUGAUGAUCAUAUCUACUCUCAGAAGAGGCUAAUUAAGGUUCUUUUGAAGGCACUUGGAUCUGCUACUUAUGCUCCUUCAAACAAUACCAGAUCCUUAAAUUCCCAUGACAGUUCUUUACCAUCUACUUUGUCACUGAUAUAUGGGAAUGCAGAUAAAUUUGGGGGUGACAUUUUCUAUUCAGCUGUGACUGUCAUGAGUGAAAUUAUCCACAAGGACCCAACUUGUUUUCCUACUUUGCAUGAAAUGGGUCUUCCGGAAGCUUUUUUAUCCUCAGUGGUAGCUGGACUACUUCCUUCUCCUAAGGCUCUUACUUGUGUUCCAAAUGGUCUUGGUGCAAUAUGUCUUAACGCUAAAGGCUUAGAAGCAGUAAAAGAAACUUCAGCUUUACGGUUUCUUGUUGAAAUUUUCACCAGCAAGAAAUAUGUUUUAGCAAUGAAUGAUGCCAUUGUUCCUUUGGCAAAUGCUGUUGAAGAGCUUUUGCGUCAUGUGUCUUCACUGAGAGGCACUGGUGUUGAUAUAAUUAUUGAGAUUGUUGGUAGAAUUGCUUCCUUUGGGGAUAGUUGUUCUGCAGGUUCAUCAGCAAAAGAAAGUGGGAAUACUGAAAUGGAAAUGGACUCUGAAGACAAGCAAAAUGAUGGGAACUGCUGUCUAGGUGGUGGAACUGAAUUUGGAACAGAAGGCAUCAGUAAUGAGCAGUUCAUUCAACUUUGCAUCUUCCAUUUGAUGGUUUUGCUGCACAGAACAAUGGAAAAUUCAGAGACCUGUCGUCUAUUUGUGGAGAAGUCGGGAAUUGAAGCUUUACUCAAGCUUUUGUUGAGGCCGAGUUUUGUUCAAUCAUCUGAAGGGAUGUCUAUUGCUUUACAUAGCACCAUGGUGUUUAAGGGUUUCACUCAACACCACUCUGCACCUCUGGCGCGUGCAUUCUGUUGUUCUCUCAGGGAACAUCUGAAGAAAGCUUUAGCUGGAUUUGAUGCAGUUUCAGGUUCGUUUUUGCUGGAUUCCAGGGCUACACCAGAUGGUGGAAUCUUUUCCUCACUUUUCCUUGUUGAGUUCCUUCUGUUUCUUGCUGCCUCAAAAGAUAAUCGCUGGGUAAGUGCACUGCUUACAGACUUUGGAAAUGGGAGCAAAGAUGUUCUUGAGGAUAUUGGUCGUGUGCAUCGUGAGGUUCUUUGGCAGAUUGCUUUGCUUGAAGAUGCAAAGCUUGAGAUGGAAGAUGAUGGUACUGUUUCUUCUGCAGAUUCACAACAGUCUGAAGUGAAUACAAAUGAAACUGAAGAUCAACGAUUUAAUUCCUUCAGGCAGUUCCUUGAUCCGUUGUUGAGGAGGAGGACAUCAGGCUGGAGUAUUGAAUCCCAGGUUUUUGACCUGAUAAAUCUGUACCGUGAUCUUGGGCGUGCUACCGGAUUUCCACAAAGGUUGAGCAGUGAUGGUUCCUUAAACCGCUUUGGCUCCAUUUAUCAACCGCAUCACUCUGAAUCUUCAGAUGCUGCUGGGGCUAUCAGUAAAAAGGAAUAUGACAGGCAAAGAUCCUAUUAUACUUCUUGCUGUGACAUGGUGAGGUCACUUUCUUUUCACAUAAUGCAUUUGUUUCAAGAGUUAGGGAAGGCAAUGCUACUUCCUUCUCGUCGACGGGAUGAUACUGUGAAUGUUUCUCCUUCUUCAAAAGUUGUAGCUGGUACUUUUGCUUCCAUUGCACUAGAUCACAUGAAUUUUGGUGGUCAUGCUAAUUCUUCUGGAUCAGAGGUAUCUAUAUCAUCCAAGUGUCGCUACUUUGGCAAGGUUAUUGAUUUCAUUGAUGGCAUUCUACUGGACAGGCCAGAUUCUUGUAAUCCCGUAUUGCUAAAUUGCUUAUAUGGACGUGGAGUUGUUCAGUCGGUUUUGACCACAUUUGAGGCCACCAGUCAAUUGCUUUUUGCAGUUAAUAGGGCUCCUGCAUCCCCUAUGGAGACUGAUGAUGCAAAUGCAAAACAGGAGGAUAAGGAAGAUGCAGAUCAUUCAUGGAUUUAUGGUCCCUUAGCUAGCUAUGGUAAACUUAUGGACCAUCUGGUGACAUCAUCACUUAUUUUGUCUCCUUUUACAAAGCACUUGCUUGCACAACCUUUGGGAAAUGGAGGUUCACCAUUUCCACGGGACGCCGAGACAUUUGUUAAGGUGCUUCAGUCUAUGGUGCUGAAGGCAGUACUUCCUGUUUGGACUCACCCUCAGUUGACCGAUUGCAGUAAUGAUUUCAUCAGUACAGUUAUUUCUAUCAUUAGGCAUGUUUAUUCAGGUGUAGAAGUGAAAAAUACUAACAGUAACAACAGUGCUCGAAUUACUGGACCCCCUCCAAACGAAGCAGCUAUUUCAACCAUUGUGGAGAUGGGUUUUUCCAGGUCUAGGGCAGAAGAGGCUUUAAGGCAAGUUGGAUCAAAUAGUGUGGAGUUGGCAAUGGAGUGGUUGUUCUCUCACCCUGAGGAAACUCAAGAAGAUGAUGAACUUGCUCGUGCUCUUGCCAUGUCUCUUGGUAACUCAGAAUCGGAUGCAAAGGAAGAUAAUUCAAAUGCCAAUAGUCAACAGCUUGAAGAAGAGAUGGUCCAACUUCCUCCUGUUGAUGAGCUGUUAUCAACAUGCAUAAAGCUUCUUCAAGUGAAAGAGCCUCUUGCUUUCCCAGUUAGGGACCUUCUUGUGUUGAUUUGCUCACAAGGUGAUGGCCAAUAUAGGUCUAAUGUCAUAUCUUUUAUUCUAGACAAAAUCAAGGAUAGAAACCUGGUUUCCGAUGGCAGGAAUAGUACCAUAUUAUCUGCACUUUUUCAUGUUCUUGCCUUGAUUCUUCAUGAAGAUGCAGUAGCACGAGAAAUUGCUUUAAAGAGUAACCUUGUUAAAAAUGUGUCUGAUUUACUUUCACAAUGGGAUUCUGGUUUGGUGGAAAAAGAGAAACAUCAGGUACCCAAGUGGGUGACAACAGCUUUUCUUGCUGUGGAUCGCCUACUUCAGGUGGAUCAGAAAUUGAAUUCUGAAAUUGUUGAGCAGUUGAAACGAGAUGAUUUGAACACUCAGCAAACCUCAAUCAGUAUUAAUGAGGAUAAGCAAAACAAGCUGCAAUCUGCAUUGGGAUCCCCUAUGGAGCAGAUAGAUGCUGAGGAGCAGAAGAGACUUAUUCAGAUUGCUUGCCAUUGUAUCAAGAACCAGCUUCCAUCUGAGACAAUGCAUGCUGUUUUGCAGCUAUGUUCCACACUCACCAGAACUCAUUCUAUUGCUGUUUGUUUUCUUGAAGCUGAGGGUGUAAGUUCAUUGCUAAACCUGCCCACAAGUAGCCUCUUUCCUGGUUUUGACAAUAUUGCUGCUACUAUCAUCCGUCAUGUGCUUGAAGAUCCCCAAACUCUUCAGCAAGCAAUGGAAUCUGAGAUAAAACAUAGCCUUGUGGCUGCUGCCAACAGACAUUCGAAUGGAAGGGUCACUCCACGCAAUUUCCUUUUAAAUUUAAACUCUGUUAUCUCACGGGAUCCUGUGAUUUUUAUGCAGGCUGCACAGUCAGUCUGCCAAGUUGAGAUGGUAGGUGAACGGCCUUAUGUUGUGUUACUGAAGGAUCGUGAGAAAGAUAGAAGCAAAGAGAAGGAGAAGGAGAAGGAGAAAGCACUAGAAAAGGAUAAAUCACACACAGCUGAUGGGAGGACUACCUUGGGCAAUAUGAAUACACUCGCUCCUGGGAAUAUUCAUGGAAAAUUUCAUGACUCAAUUUCCAAGAGUGCUAAAGUACACAGAAAAUCUCCUCAGAGCUUUGUAACUGUGAUUGAGCUUCUUUUGGAUGUAGUCUGUAGUUUCGUCCCUCCCUCGAAAGAUGAAGCAGUGAUAGAUGUGCCGCAUGAUGUGCCAUCAUCAACUGAUAUGGAUGUUGAUGUUGCUGCAAUGAAGGGGAAAGGAAAAGCCAUAGCCACUGUGUCUGAAGAGAAUGUAAGCAAUAGCCAGGAAGCUUCUGCAAUGCUUGCAAAGGUUGUAUUUAUCCUGAAGCUUUUAACAGAAAUAGUGUUGAUGUAUUCUUCAUCUAUUCAUGUGCUGCUAAGAAGAGAUGCUGAAAUUAGUAGCUGCAGAGGUCCUCAUCAGAAAGGUUCUGCUGGUUUAUGCACUGGAGGAAUAUUCCAACAUAUUCUUCACAAGUUUAUUCCAUAUUCUCGAAAUUUAAAAAAGGAAAGGAAAGUAGAUGGUGACUGGAGGCAUAAACUGGCAACCCGGGCAAGCCAGCUUUUGGUAGCAUCUUGUGUCCGCUCAACGGAAGCAAGGAGGAGAGUGUUUACAGAGAUCAGCUCCAUUUUUAGCGACUUUGUUGAUUCAUGCAAUGGUUCUUCUAGGUCACCAACCAAUGAUAUACAGACAUAUGUUGAUCUUCUGAAUGAUGUUCUUGCUGCCCGCACUCCUACUGGUUCAUACAUCUCAUCAGAAGCUUCUGCCACUUUUAUAGAUGUUGGUCUGGUUAGGUCACUGACCCGAACUCUUGAAGUGUUGGAUCUGGAUCACUCUGACUCGCCUAAACUUGUGACUGGCCUUAUUAAAGCUCUGGAAUUGGUGACCAAAGAACAUGUUAACACUGCAGAUUCUAAUUCUGGGAAGAGUGAGAAUUCAGCUAAACCUCCUCAGAGUCAAUCAGGGAGAGCAGAGAAUGUUGCUGACAUAUCCCAGUCUGUAGAAAUUGUGCCCCAAUCCAAUCAUGAUUCUGUAUCAGCAGACCAUAUUGAAUCAUUUAAUGUUGUUCAAAACUUUGGUCGGUCUGAAGCUGCUACAGAUGAUAUGGAACACGACCAAGAUCUUGAUGGUGGUUUUGCCCCUGCUCCGGAUGAUGACUAUAUGCAGGAAACUCCUGAGGAUAUGAGGGGUCCUGAAAAUGGCAUGGAUACUGUUGGAAUCCGAUUUGAAAUCCAGCCUCAUGGACAGGAAAAUAUUGAUGAAGAUGAGGAUGAGGACAUGUCUGGGGAUGAGGGAGAUGAAGUAGAUGAGGAUGAGGAUGAGGAUGACGAUGAUGAAGAUGACGAAGAGCAUAAUGAUCUGGAAGAGGAUGAAGUACAUCACUUGCCACAUCCUGACACCGACCAAGAUGAUCAUGAUAUUGAUGAUGAUGAGUUUGAUGAGGAAUUGUUGGAGGAAGAUGAUGAAGAUGAGGAGGAAGAUGAUGAUGGAGUUAUUCUUCGGCUGGAGGAGGGAAUCAAUGGGAUUAAUGUUUUUGAUCAUAUUGAGGUUUUUGGUAGAGACCAUAGCUUCCCUAAUGAAACUCUUCAUGUGAUGCCAGUUGAAGUUUUUGGUUCUAGACGUCAGGGACGAACUACAUCCAUUUACAGUCUUCUCGGUAGAAGUGGUGACAGUGCUGCCCCUUCACGCCAUCCCCUCUUAGUUGGACCUUCAUCCUCACACUCAGCUGCUUCCAGACAAUUGGAUAAUGCUCGUGAUGUGGGCUUUUCAGAUAGGAACUUGGAGAAUACCUCAUCUCAGUUGGAUACUAUUUUUCGGUCACUAAGGAAUGGGCGCCAUGGACAUCGUUUGAACUUGUGGAGUCAGGAUAAUCAGCAAAGUGGUGGAUCUAGUUCAUCUCUACCCCAAGGCCUAGAGGAGUUGCUUGUUUCUCAGUUGAGGCGACCAGCUCCUGAGAAAUCUUCUGAUCAGAAUACAUCAUCGGUGGAACCUACAAGUAAUGGAGAGGCUGCCCAGUUACAUGAACCGGAUGCAGCACAGCCUGAUGUCCCUGUUGAGAACAAUGUAAAUAAUGGGAGCAGCAAUGCACUUCCUCCCUCUUCUGUGGCAGUGGCUGGAUCUGGCAAUUCUGAAAUGAGACCAGUGACAAGUGAUUCUCACUCACAGUCUAUUGAAAUGCAAUUUGAACAGAAUGAUGCCACUGUCCGUGAUGUUGAAGCAGUGAGCCAAGAAAGUAGCGGAAGUGGGGCAACUUUAGGAGAAAGCCUUCGAAGCCUAGAUGUUGAAAUUGGAAGUGCCGAUGGCCAUGAUGAUGGUGGAGAAAGGCAAGGUUCAGCAGAUAGAAUGCAUUUGGAUCCACAGGCAACUCGGACAAGAAGAACAAAUGUUUCUUUUGGGAAUUCUACAGCUGUAAGCGGGAGGGAUGCAUCUCUUCAUAGUGUUACUGAAGUUCCAGAAAAUUCAAGCAGAGAAGCAGAUCAAGAUGGUCCAACGGUGGAGCAGGAAAUUGGUGGCGAGGCUGGUUCUGGAUCAAUUGAUCCAGCAUUCCUCGACGCCCUUCCUGAGGAGUUGCGAGCUGAAGUUCUUUCUGCUCAACAAGGUCAAGUGGCACAGCCUACAAAUGCUGAACAACAAAACUCAGGAGAUAUAGAUCCAGAGUUCCUUGCAGCCCUUCCACCCGACAUCCGAGCAGAAGUUUUAGCACAACAGCAAGCACAAAGGCUUCAUCAAUCUCAUGAACUGGAAGGUCAACCUGUUGAAAUGGACACAGUCUCUAUUAUUGCAACAUUUCCUUCAGAUUUGCGUGAAGAGGUUCUCCUAACAUCAUCUGAUGCUAUUCUUGCCAAUCUCACUCCUGCUCUGGUUGCGGAGGCAAACAUGUUACGUGAAAGAUUUGCACACCGUUAUCAUAAUCGUACACUCUUUGGCAUGUAUCCUCGAAGUCGACGGGGCGAGUCUUCACGCCGGGGUGAAGGUAUUGGAUACAGCUUGGAGAGAGCUGGGACUGGCUCACGCAGGUCUAUCACUACUAAGCUUGUAGAAGCUGAUGGAGCUCCUCUUGUUGAGACAGAAUCUCUCAAAGCAAUGAUCCGGGUGCUCCGCAUUGUUCAGCCGCUAUAUAAAGGUCCUCUGCAGAAGCUUCUGUUGAAUUUGUGUGCUCAUGGUGAGACCAGAACUUCUCUGGUAAAAAUCCUGAUGGACAUGCUGAUGCUUGAUACAAGAAAGCCUGCCAAUUAUUUAAAUGCUGCUGAACCAUCAUAUCGCCUUUAUGCUUGCCAGAGCAAUGUGAUGUAUUCUCGUCCACAAACUUUCGAUGGGGUUCCACCAUUAGUAUCUCGACGUAUCCUUGAGACACUGACUUACUUGGCUCGAAACCAUCCCUAUGUGGCGAGAAUUUUGCUUCAGUCUAGGCUUCCUCUCCCUGCACUACAGCAGGCAGAGAAUUCUGAUAAAUUACGUGGUAAGGCUGUGAUGGUAGUUGAAGAGUUUCAAGACAAUCCCAAGCAUCAUGAGGAAGGAUAUAUUUCUAUUGCGUUGCUUUUGAGCCUCUUAAAUCAACCUCUUUAUUCAAGAAGCAUAGCACAUCUUGAGCAGCUGCUUAACUUAUUGGAGGUGAUAAUUGACAGUGCUGAAUGCAAGCAAAGUUUAUUGGAUAAAUCUGGGGCUGCUACUGAACGACCAUCCCCUCACCAAAUGUCCACAUCAGAUGCUAGAGUAAAUACAGAAGUUGGUAGUGUUUCUGCAGGGGUUGCUAUUUCUUCAUCAACAGCCAUUGAUUCCUCCAAAUCCACAACUCCUGGUGCAAAUAAUGAAUGUGAUACCCAAAGUGUACUGCUGAACCUGCCACAAGCAGAACUUCGACUUCUGUGCUCAUUCCUUGCUCGGGAAGGCUUGUCAGAUAAUGCAUAUACUCUUGUGGCGGAGGUAAUGAAGAAGUUGGUAGCAAGUGCUCCAAUGCAUAGUCAUCUAUUUGUUACUGAGCUAGCAGAUGCUGUACAAAACUUGACCAAAUCUGCUAUGAACGAGCUACGCCUGUUUGGUGAAGAAGUAAAAGCACUUCUUAGGACAACAUCUUCUGAUGGAGCUGCAAUUUUGAGAGUUCUACAAGCAUUAAGCUCACUUGUCGCCUCACUAGUUGAGAAAGAGAAGGACCAGCAGAUUCUUACAGAGAAGGAGCAUAGUGCCUCUCUCUCUCAGCUGUCUGACAUCAAUGCAGCUCUAGAACCUUUGUGGUUGGAACUGAGCACUUGCAUAAGCAAAAUUGAGGGCUACUCGGAAUCUGCACCUGAUCUCCUAAUUCCUAGAACUUCCACAUCAAAACCAUCUGGUGUAACACCUCCACUCCCUGCAGGAUCUCAGAACAUCUUACCAUACAUCGAGUCCUUCUUUGUAAUGUGUGAAAAGUUACAUCCUACACGGCCAGGUUCCGGUCAUGAUUAUGGUGCAGUUUCUGAAGUGGAGGAUCUGAGCACGCCUGCUGCCCAGCAAAAACCUUCAGGCCCUGUUUUGAAAAUUGAUGAAAAAAAUGUUGCUUUUGUGAAGUUUUCUGAGAAACACAGGAAGCUUCUUAAUGCUUUCAUUCGCCAAAAUCCUGGGUUGCUUGAGAAGUCCUUCUCACUUAUGCUGAAGGUUCCCCGCUUUGUUGAUUUUGAUAAUAAACGAUCUCACUUCAGAUCAAAAAUAAAGCAUCAGCAUGAUCAUCAUCAAAGUCCUUUGAGAAUUUCCGUGAGAAGAGCAUAUAUCCUUGAAGAUUCAUACAACCAACUACGCAUGAGGUCAACCCAAGAUUUGAAAGGGAGGUUGACUGUUCACUUUCAAGGGGAGGAAGGCAUUGAUGCUGGUGGACUUACAAGGGAAUGGUAUCAGCUCUUGUCUAGGGUUAUUUUUGACAAGGGAGCAUUACUUUUUACUACAGUAGGCAAUGAAUCGACUUUUCAGCCCAACCCCAACUCUGUGUACCAAACAGAACAUUUGUCAUACUUCAAAUUUAUUGGGAGAGUUGUGGGGAAAGCUCUUUUUGAUGGACAGCUCUUGGAUGUUCAUUUCACUCGAUCUUUCUACAAGCAUAUCUUAGGAGCUAAAGUUACAUACCAUGAUAUUGAAGCUAUUGAUCCUGACUACUUUAAAAACCUUAAGUGGAUGCUUGAGAAUGAUAUAAGCGACGUUCUGGACCUUACAUUCAGUAUUGAUGCUGAUGAGGAGAAGCUUAUACUGUAUGAAAGAACAGAAGUAACUGACCAUGAACUCAUUCCUGGUGGACGUAACAUUAAAGUCACAGAGGAGAAUAAGCACCAAUAUGUUGACUUAGUUGCUGAGCAUCGGUUGACGACUGCUAUUCGUCCUCAAAUAAAUGCCUUCAUGGAAGGAUUCAAUGAACUAAUUUUGAGAGAUUUGAUAUCCAUCUUUAAUGACAAGGAAUUAGAAUUGUUAAUAAGUGGGCUUCCAGAUAUUGAUUUGGAUGACAUGAGGGCAAACACUGAGUAUUCCGGAUAUAGUGCUGCAUCCCCUGUCAUACAAUGGUUUUGGGAGGUUGUUCAAGGGUUCAGCAAGGAGGAUAAGGCUCGCCUUCUACAGUUUGUAACUGGCACCUCAAAGGUGCCUUUGGAAGGCUUCAGUGCGCUUCAAGGAAUCUCAGGUUCGCAAAAGUUCCAAAUACACAAGGCAUAUGGAAGCCCUGAUCACUUGCCUUCUGCUCAUACUUGUUUCAAUCAGUUGGAUUUACCAGAGUAUCCAUCAAAACAGCACCUAGAAGAGAGAUUGCUGCUUGCCAUUCAUGAAGCCAAUGAAGGGUUUGGUUUUGGUUAAAUGUGGAGUGGGGAAUGAAUAGCUGUGUAGAUAAAAAUAUCAUACGUCACAGGCUGUCGUGCUAUAAGAUGCUGAGUUGUUAAUAUAAUUGUACAGUACAGUACAAUAUUGGAUUAUGGGAAAUGCUUCUGGCAGUUUUUAAUUUGCCAA